Molecule: messenger RNA, 4402 nt
Organism: Drosophila novamexicana
Lineage: Eukaryota; Metazoa; Arthropoda; Insecta; Diptera; Drosophilidae
Gene: Cpr76Bd
Product: endochitinase A
Exons: 7
Coding region: 1-3807 (1268 amino acids)
Source: RefSeq, a predicted model, not a curated record
AUGCGCGACGAACUAAACUCGACCAGUCCAGCCGAACUCCGACUUAUUGCGCUGCUGAGCCUACUGCUCAGCUCGGCACUGGCUGAGCCCUCACCGACCAUUGCACCACCGAUUGUGCCGUGCGUGCAUGCUAACGGCGCCGCUGGCUACUCGUAUGCGCCACCGGCCGAAGUCAAGUUCUCCAUAACACCUGGCGUAACAAAGUAUAGCCAGUCGCCGGCCAUUUCCAGCUACUCGGAGAAUGGCAAACUGCUGCAUUCAUCCGUUGGCAGCGCGGCUGCUUCGUACGAAUCCACCGCGGGGCUUUCGGGUUAUUCGCACGGUGGUGUAACCCAGAUAGACAAGUACGUGGCGCCUAUACAGAAGUCGCUAUUUACACCCUCGGCGUCAUAUGGUGGAGCUGGCAUCACUUAUGCCGAUAAGUCCCCAGCUGCUAAAUAUGCAACUGUGGUGCCAUCGGGCAUUGAGCUUAAGAAUUUGGUUUCGCCAGCCUUAACCAAGACAUUGCUGACUGCUCCCAAGCUGGACAGUGGCUAUUUACCGCCGUCGCCGGCCUUGACCAAGGUGUCUACAUAUUCGUCGCCCGGCUACACCUACAGUCAUUCAACUCCAGGCAUUUCCAAGUUGGCCACUUAUACGGCGCCCUCCGCUUCCAGUUCGGGCUACUACGCGCCACAAGUGACCACCAAAGUGGAGACCUACACCUCACCGGGCUAUACGUACUCGAAGGCCACGCCAGGCUUCUCCAAAGUUGAAACCUACAGCUCACCGGGUUACAGCUACGCUCAGGCGGCACCAGGUCUAGCUAAGAUAGCCACCUAUUCGCCCUCAGUAUCCUAUAGCGCACCUUCUAUUGCUAAGGUGGCCAGCUAUGCAGCGCCUGCUCCUGCGCUGAAGCUAGCUACUACAUCAUCGCUGCUGUCCUCACACGGCACGGGCUACGCAGCCAGUUAUGCGCCAGCGCUUUCCAAGUACAGCCAGGCUGCAGACGUUUCGCAUCAAUAUAUUUCCAAGCCCAUUGUAGCUGCUUAUCCCGCAGCAGCUCCAGCAAUUGCUAAGGUGGCCACUUAUGCAGCACCAGCUGUGGCCACCUAUUCCGCUGCGCCCGCCGCAAGCUAUUCCAGCUCUGGACAUGGCGCCAUCUCUCACCAGUAUGUCUCCAAGCCCGCUUUGGCUACAAUCUCCGCUGCUCCGGCGAUUGCCAAGGUGGCUAGCUAUGCAGCACCCGCCAUAGCCUCCUACUCUGCUGCACCAGCCAUCACUCAAGUUUCCUCAAGCUACGGCAGCUCUGGACAUGGCGUUGUCUCCCAUCAGUAUGUAUCCAAGCCCGCUGUGGCCACAAUUUCUGCUGCUCCAGCGAUUGCCAAGGUGGCCAGUUAUGCGGCACCAGCAGUGGCUACGUAUUCGACGGGCCCAGCACUCUCAAAGAUUGCCAGCUAUGCAGCACCGACCAUAUCCACCUACUCAGCUGCUCCGACUAUUUCCAAAAUAGCUACCAGUUAUGGCAGCUCAGGCCAUGGCGCAGUCUCCCAUCAGUAUGUGUCGAAGCCCGCUGUAGCUACGUAUGCAGCAGCUCCUGCUAUUACUAAGAUUGCAAGCUAUGCUGCUCCCGCUGUAGCUAGCUACUCCACUGGGCCAGCCCUCACGAAGAUAGCCAGCUAUGGUGCCCCUGCCAUCGGUUCCGUGCACUCCAGCGGCGCCGUCUCGCAUCAGUACGUUUCCAAGCCAGCUACAGUUUAUGGUAUUGCCAAGGUCGCUACCUACGCCACUCCAGCCAUAUCCACAUACUCCGCUGCUCCGACCAUCACCAAAUUGGCCACAAAUUAUGGUAGUUCCGGACACGGUGCCGUCUCGCAUCAAUAUGUCUCCAAGCCCGCAGUGGCUGCCUAUGCAGCUGCUCCGGCUGUUGCCAAGGUUGCCAGCUAUGCUGUUCCUGCCAUCAGCACAUACUCUACAUCUCCGGCAGUUGCCAAAGUGGCGACCUAUAGCCAAGCUGCUGACGUCUCCCAUCAAUACAUAUCCAAGCCCAUCGUUGCCGCAUAUCCUGCUCCAGCUCCAGCGAUUGCCAAAGUGGCCACCUAUGCAUCCCCAACUGUGGCCACCUAUUCCGCUGCGCCUGCCACAAGCUAUGGCAGCUCUGAACAUGGCGCCAUCUCCCAUCAGUAUGUCUCCAAGCCCGCAUUGGCUACAAUCUCCGCAGCUCCAGCAAUUUCCAAGGUGGCCACCUAUGGUGCUCCCGCAAUAACUACCUACUCAGCUGCUCCUGCCAUCACUAAGGUGUCCACCAGCUACGGCGGUUCUGGACAUGGCGCUGUUUCCCAUCAGUAUGUCUCCAAGCCCGCUGUGGCCACAAUAGCUGCGGCUCCUGCCAUUGCCAAGGUGGCCAGUUAUGCGGCACCAGCCUUGGCUACGUAUUCCACUGGUCCAGCACUCUCAAAAAUUGCCGGCUAUGCAGCACCCGCCAUAUCCUCCUACUCAGCUGCUCCUACCAUCACCAAAGUAGCUACAAGUUAUGGCAGCUCUGGACAUGGCGCAGUCUCCCACCAGUAUGUCUCCAAGCCCGCUGUGGCUACAUAUGGAGCAGCUCCUGCUGUCACCAAGAUUGCAAGCUAUGGUACUCCUUCUUUAGCCAGCUAUGGAGCCACGCUCUCCAAGACCUAUUUGCCGGCUGCGCCUGCUGUUGUCGCUGCUCCGGCCAUUGCCAGCUAUGCAGCCCAGCCUGUCGUUACAAAAGUGGCCACUAGCUAUGGUGGAUCAGGCCAUGGUGCUGUGUCCCAUCAAUAUGUGUCCAAGCCAGCGAUUGGCAGCAUCGCAUCUGGUCCAGCUAUUGCCAAGGUGGCCACUUACUCAGCUCCGGCCGUUAGCCACAUUGCCGCAGCGCCAGCAAUCGGCUUGGGAUAUGCAGGCACUGGACACGGCAUCACCAAAGUGGCCAGCAGUUAUGGAUCCUCAAGUCAUGGCGCUGUCUCCCAUCAAUAUGUGUCCAAGCCAGGGAUAGCCACUGUUGCCGCUGCUCCAGCAAUUGGUAGCUAUAGUCACGGUUAUUCCGCAUCCAAGUUGGGAUUGGACGUGGGCCUGGGCCUGGGCCUGGGCUAUGGCUCCACUGGACACGGCACUCUCUCGACUCAAUACUUGUCCAAGCCUGCAGGUGGUGCAUUGCUCACCAAGUUGACUACGGCACCAGCAACUGGUCACGGCUAUGCCAGCAGUACGGCCUAUGGAAUUAAUGCGGGUAAAUUAGCCUUGGGUUCGGCUGGCGCACAUGACGCCUCAUAUUAUGGCGCCAUUUCACUUGGUCAUGGCGCCGUCUCACCUGCACUAACUUAUCACGGGGCUUUAGCCCAUGCCACUGGUGGUUUGGCACAUCUGGGGGCUCCACUCGCUGACUACAGCCAUGGAUCUGGCAUUGGUCCCUUUGGAGCUGGCUUCAAUCGCUAUGCGCCCAGCGUUUCAGCACUGAGCGCUCAUGCUCCGCUAUCGCCCUCUGCCUAUUUAAAGUCCGCACCUGUGGCACAGCAUGCGCUGCUAAAGGUUUUGCCGGAGAAGCAUCUCGAGCAUUUUGAUGCGCAUCCGCGCUACGCUUUUGAAUAUGCGGUAAACGAUCCUCAUACGGGCGAUAACAAGCAUCAGCGCGAGGAACGCGACGGCGAUGUGGUCAAGGGCGAGUACUCAUUGGUUGAGCCCGAUGGCAAUGUGCGCACCGUCAAAUACUAUGCCGAUUGGGAGACGGGUUUCCAUGCCGAGGUCAUUAACAGUCGCGACCAGGGUAAAAUUGUGGCCAAGCGUCAGACAGCAGCCAAGUCGUGAGCGACCCUAACGGAUCUGUGACUUGUUUUGUUUGCCAGCAACUGUAAAUAGCCUACGAUUCAAUUUUCUUCUCAUUAAACAUUAAACAUAUUUAUGUAAAUCCCACAACAACAACAACAACAACAACAACAACAGCAACGACAAGCAACAAGAGAGCCGCCAUCUUGCACCAGUUAUCGUUACUCAUUAUUUCUAUCUCUUUUUUGCUCAUGUGAUAAGCGUUUCCCAUUGGACUGCUUGAACUGCUCUCUUUCUCAUUAAACUGCGCGUUUUCACAGAUGUGUAUAUACAUACUUAUGUCUAUACGUGUAUAUAUUGUGUAAAUUGUAAAUUGUUAAUUGAAUAAACGACAUUUAAGAACGCUACAGUCGAGAGCGCUCGACAUUGAGAUCAUUUUUAACAAGAAAUUCUUGGCUUUAUAAUACUCCUCAAACAUUUACAUUCCGAUUGGAGACGGGAUCGGAACGGGACCUCCGUGGAAAUUUUUGAUAUAUAAGGAAUGAGUGGAAUCCCGAUAUUAGUUGGGCGUUACGAAAUCAAAAUUACAUUACAUUACAAUUUUCAUAGUGUUUAAAUUUGAUUUGUGUUUAAAAAU